AUGUGCAUAGACAGAUCUAGUAAACCAGUAUCAUUUAAAGAAGACAACAAAGCAUCGCUGAGGGUUUACAGAUCUCUAAAUGAACGUAUUAUACAAUCCGCAGCUAUUUCUGAUAAAUGA
Funneliformis caledonium is the source of this 120-nucleotide messenger RNA. NCBI's taxonomy places the organism in Eukaryota, Fungi, Glomeromycota, Glomeromycetes, Glomerales, Glomeraceae. The record is from the annotation of a GenBank genome assembly.